UCUUUUCUAAUAAACUCAAAUCUUUUACGAUUUUUUUCGAUCAUCUUUGUGUGUCUGACUGAGCACUCUGAGAAAUUGAGUUUCUUUUCCUUCUAAAUUUAGUAGGUUUCCACUUUUCUGCCAGUUCUAUUUUGGGUAUAAGAAAAAAGGCGGUGAUGAAUACGUGUUUUUCGGAUCUUUUUUAAUUCGUGGGUUGCCCUCCGAUUUUAAUUCCUGGGUUUCCAUCUCUGCUUUAGAAUGCUGGGUACUCCUUAAGAAAAAACUUUGAUUUAGGGGCGUGCGAAGAUUCAUUUAGAUGGGAGGAAUUUAAAUUUAUCCAAAUUUUAUCCGAUGGGGCUAGAGAUCAAAGUCGAUAAUGGAUAAGUUUUUCGUUGUUGACUGAUUUUGAAAUCGGUCGACCAACCAUCGAUAGAUCCUGAAAUGAUAUUUGUUUAACAGAUGGGGAAGUUUUAUAAUUGUAUUGUGGGAUUGGGCGACAAGGGUUUUUUCGUCGAUCAGUGGGACUACUUCUCUGAACCCUGCAUCCAUAAUGAUGAAGCAAUUGCAGAUUUGGUUGUUUUCUACUUUUCUUUAGCUGCGAGCAAAUUCAGUUUAUGCCAGUGUGUGGUUUGACAGCGUGAUGCUUCUUUUCCAUUUAUUAACAAAGCUAUAUGGUACCUGGAAGAUAUUCUAAAAUGAAGGCGCAAGCAGUUUAUGAUGUCGAACUUAUCAGUUCUACAGAGAGUAUAAAACAUGAAUUUUGGCCUCUAGAUCCAAUCGACCCGGGUCAAGCAAAGUUUCCAUGCUGUUUGGUUUGGACACCUCUUCCUGUUGUCUCUUGGUUGGCACCUUUCAUUGGUCAUGUUGGGAUUUGUAGGGAGGAUGGAGUCACUUUAGAUUUCGCAGGAUCAAAUUUUGUGAAUGUUAAUGAUUUUGCAUUUGGUUCUGUUGCAAGAUACCAUCAACUCGACCGAGAAAAAUGUUGCUUCCCAACGUGCUUAGCUGCACAUAAAUGUAAGCAGGGCUACCAGCAUUCACAGUAUGGAACUGCCAUUACUUGGGACGAUGGCCUACAAUCAAGUAUACGGUAUUUUGAGCAUAAAUCGUACAACCUUUUUACGUGCAACUGCCAUUCCUUUAUUGCCAAUUGUCUGAACCGUCUUUGCUAUGAUGGAUCGAUGAGUUGGAACAUGAUAAAUGUAGCAGCUCUAAUUCUGUUCAAGGGGCAUUGGGUAGAUGCAAUGUCAAUUGUAAGAUCAUUUCUUCCCUUUGUAGUGGUGGUCUGCCUGGGCAUUGCCAUGGUUGGAUGGCCGUUCUUGAUUGGUCUGUUGUCGCUUUCGCUCCUUUUGGUUGGUUGGUUUGUUCUGGGUACUUAUUGUAUAAAAAGCCUGCUGGAAUGUUAGAUUUGGAUGAACAUUUGUAGUUGAGAAUCAGCUGAGUGAUGGUGCUCUAUCUAUCCAUUCUUGUUUGCAACUUCGAGAGAAAAUGUCCAUAUUGUUGAACUUUGGACUUCAACAUUGAGACACUAUUUUGAUUAUUUUGAAAGCUUCAGCAUCGAGGUUGAUAACAAA
Messenger RNA from Cucumis melo (muskmelon), 1550 nucleotides. Its product is annotated as protein REVERSION-TO-ETHYLENE SENSITIVITY1. Gene Ontology annotation, biological process: regulation of ethylene-activated signaling pathway; response to ethylene. Gene Ontology annotation, cellular component: endoplasmic reticulum; Golgi apparatus. Bases 651 to 1382 code for a protein of 243 amino acids. The record is from RefSeq and is a predicted model, not a curated record. The transcript is spliced from 3 exons. Lineage: Eukaryota; Viridiplantae; Streptophyta; Magnoliopsida; Cucurbitales; Cucurbitaceae.